UCACAUUAUAAACGUUUUACGAGAGCAAUAUUGUUUUGCGCAUUACGUGAGAUAUAUAUAAUUAACUAGAUUAAUUAUUGUAAAAAAUUUCACGUUAAAAUAAAAUAACAAUCAUAUUCGUUUAUGUCUUAUACAUCUCAUCAUUUAUACCUAUCCAUUCAAAAAGAUAAAUUUAUUACUGGAUGAUUCGUUACAUCUCAAAGUUAUAAAAGGUUAUUUUACUAGGUAAUAUUGUUAGUUUAUAAAUAUCUUAUUGCAAUGGAUGAUCAAGCUUGUCCAAGAUGCAAAACUACAAAAUAUCGAAAUCCAUCAUUAAAAAUGAUGGUAAAUGUUUGUGGACAUACCUUAUGCGAGAACUGUGUAGAUCUAUUAUUUUUAAAAGGUUCUGGAUCCUGCCCAGAAUGUCACAUUCCACUACGCAGAACUAAUUUUCGAGUUCAAAUGUUUGAAGAUCCUAUGGUAGAGAAAGAAGUAAAUAUCAGAAAAAAAAUACUUAGGGAUUUUAACAAAAAGGAAGAAGAUUUUGCUACAUUACGCGAAUAUAAUGAUUAUUUAGAAGAAGUGGAAAACAUAAUAUAUAAUUUAGCCAAUGAUAUUGAUGUUGUUGAAACAAAUAAGAAAAUAGAUCAAUAUAAAAAAGAUAACAAGGAUCAAAUAAAUAAGAGCAAAUCUAAACUUGGUAGAAAAGAAUAUGAAUUAGAAGAACUAUUAGAAUUAGAAAAGCAGCAAGAAGAAGAAAGACGGCUAGAGCUUGCUAGAGAAGAAAUGGAAGCAAAGAAAAAGAAAAUCAGAGAUAAAGAAGCUUUAAUAGAUGAACUUACAUUCUCUGAAGGCAAUGCAAAAAGUAUUGUUGAUACAUUUGCAUCAGCAAUACAGAAUUCCAAGAAAGAAGCAAAGACUGCUUCUCCAAAAGCUACUCAAUUUAGUACAGGAAUAAAGUUUGGAAAACAAGGAACACAAAACUACUUACAAAUUCCAAAAGUAGAAGAAGGACCAAUGUUUACAUAUAUUCCUCUUAGACAACAAACAGAAGGUCCAGCUGUUCCUACUUGGCGUGAAAUUCAAACUCGAGGAUACAUAUCACAUGUUCGUGCAGAAACAAAAGCAGAAAGAGCAGGAGGAUUUAAAGCACAUGUUGCAUGUUUAAGAGCAUUACAAGAAGCUAUGGCUAGUUUAUAUCACAAUCCUUCACAACAUACAACAGAGUUUACAACAGUUUGAUUCUAAGUAUUAUUGUAACAUUUUGUGAUAUUUUCUUUUUACGUGAUACAUGCAAAACCAUAAUCCAAAGUCUAUGAUUGACUCCCAACUGUAGAACAUUAUUAAAGAUAAACGUACAAAUACAUUUAAACUAUGUGCCAAAAGCUGUAAGUGCCUCUGUUCCAUAGGUAUCGCCUUUAUACUAACUGCUAUAGUUAACAAAUGAUAUCAAUAAUUUUAAAGAACAUAAAGUGUUUGCAAUCUCAUUAUUUUCUUUUCGAUAUAUGUAAAUGUUUGUCUCAGUAAGUUAAUGUAGAUAUAGUUAUAUAGUUAUAAGUAUUUAAAAAAAAAUUAAUCUAUGUGUAUAUUGUGUUCAUUGAAUUUUGAUAUAGGAGAAAAAAUAGUCCAAUAAAUUAUUGUAAUUUAGAAAUUAAUCUAUCAAAAGGAAGAAAUAAUAUAUUUUAUAUUAUAAAAUUAUUAUAUCAUUAAAUUAUCUCUCUGAGAAAGGAUGGAAACAUGAUGUCAUCAGAGAUAUAUUUUGUGUGUAUACAUUUGAAUCAAUCCCCUUGAAUAUGGUAAUACAAAAAACGUUAGAAAUAAAAGUUAAAUGAUUUCAAGGGAAACAUAAUGUGAUGCAUAGAGAACAUAUAAAGAUUAACUGUUUCUUAUAUGUUUUUGAUUGUAUUAGUCAAUGCAGUUUGUCAUUUUUUAUAAAAAUGUAUUAAUCUAUGUUAAUAUAGAAAAAGUCCAGAAAAUAGAAAAAGUCCAAAAUAUAGAAAUUAGUUCAGAAAAUAUUUUAAUUUAAAUAUUACUCUCUGUAAGAAAUCAUCACUCUCCUAUGAAAACUAAAUUAGUACUUUUACUAGAUUUUAGUAAAUACCAUAAGUAGGUUUUUCAUUUAUACAUGAUAAACAUACUUUGGAAAAUUAAAAUAUUUAUGUAUAAAACAUGUACUAAAUUAUUCUUCUUCUAAAUGUGAAUAAAAUAGUGGUA
Molecule: messenger RNA, 2193 nt
Organism: Vespula vulgaris
Lineage: Eukaryota; Metazoa; Arthropoda; Insecta; Hymenoptera; Vespidae
Gene: Mat1
Product: CDK-activating kinase assembly factor MAT1
Exons: 2
Coding region: 259-1221 (320 amino acids)
Biological process (GO): regulation of transcription by RNA polymerase II; nucleotide-excision repair; positive regulation of cyclin-dependent protein serine/threonine kinase activity
Cellular component (GO): transcription factor TFIIH holo complex
Molecular function (GO): cyclin-dependent protein serine/threonine kinase activator activity
Source: RefSeq, a predicted model, not a curated record